Molecule: messenger RNA, 753 nt
Organism: Anopheles marshallii
Lineage: Eukaryota; Metazoa; Arthropoda; Insecta; Diptera; Culicidae
Gene: Ak1
Product: adenylate kinase isoenzyme 1
Exons: 6
Coding region: 1-753 (250 amino acids)
Biological process (GO): nucleoside triphosphate biosynthetic process
Cellular component (GO): cytoplasm; cytosol
Molecular function (GO): ATP binding; AMP kinase activity
Source: RefSeq, a predicted model, not a curated record
AUGGUUACCAAGAAUCGGAAGUUAUUCAUGUGCCACCAGAUGGCGCUGGAGCAAGAAUCCAAGGCAAAGGAGAAGGCAAGCGCAUCUAAUCCAUCAUCCGGCAGCAGCUCACCGGCAGUACAGGUACCGACCGCUGGUGGCAGUUCGUAUGGCCACAUGCGCGACGCCAACGUUCCGAUCAUCUGGGUGCUGGGUGGACCGGGUUGUGGUAAGGGUACCCAGUGCGCAAAGAUCGUGUCGAAGUACAACUUUUCGCACUUCAGUACCGGUGAUCUGUUGCGCGAUGAGGUCGCUUCCGGUUCGGAGAAGGGCAAGGAGCUACAGGAAAUGAUGAAGCAGGGUAUUCUGGUGGCAAAUGAGACCGUUCUGAAGCUGCUGGAGGCGGCCAUGGUGAAGGCGUUGAAUGGUACCGUUGGAUACCUAAUUGAUGGCUAUCCUCGGGAACCUGCCCAAGGACCAGAGUUCGAGAAGUUCAUCGCUCCGGUAGACAUUAUCCUGUACUUCGAAUGUUCCAAUGAAACGCUGGUGGCACGUAUUAUGAAGCGUGCCGCCGAAUCGGCCACGGUUCGCGCGGAUGAUAACGAGGAUACUCUAAAGACUCGCAUUGCCACCUUCCGGGAGAACACGGAGAAAAUUCUGGUGCAGUAUCCAACACAGCUGAGGAGGAUCAAUGCUGAGCGUGCACCGGAGGAAAUCUUCGCCGAUGUGGAGAAGGCCAUCGACGAACUGCUGGCGGCGAAGGGCAAAAAGUAA